AUGGUCAAAUUGAUAUUCAUACCCAAAAGAAGAAUAGCAAUGGUCUUUAUUUUAUUAAAAAGACAAGAAGAAUAUUAUCAAGCUAAAUUAAUUGGUCUUCGUUCUAUUUUAAUAUCAACUCAUUAUGCAUUAAAAAAUGUAACAGAUGUUGUAAAUGAAUUAACAAAAAUGAGCAGUGGAACAAGUUCAAAUGCACCUAUUGAUCGCCUUCAUAUGCACUAA
This is a messenger RNA of Rotaria sp. Silwood1, 222 nucleotides long. NCBI's taxonomy places the organism in Eukaryota, Metazoa, Rotifera, Eurotatoria, Philodinida, Philodinidae. The record is from the annotation of a GenBank genome assembly.